Molecule: messenger RNA, 531 nt
Organism: Bactrocera tryoni
Lineage: Eukaryota; Metazoa; Arthropoda; Insecta; Diptera; Tephritidae
Product: ring-infected erythrocyte surface antigen-like
Exons: 3
Coding region: 1-531 (176 amino acids)
Source: RefSeq, a predicted model, not a curated record
AUGAAAGGACGUCCAGGCCAUAUGGAAGGUAUCGAUGUGAAUACAGCUCUUGCUGAACAAAGAAGAGAAGCAAGAAAAGCAAAAGCAGAAGAGCGGCGAUGGCCACAGAUUUCACCAGUAAGCGCUGAAAAUGUACGAGACAUCUCAUUGUCUUCCGACUCAGAAGUGGAAGAAAUCCCCUCGGACGAAGUAUUUACCGAUGAUGAAAAAGCCAGCAAAGCGGAGACAAUGCGUCCAAAAGGUUUGACACAAGCUGAAAUUGAAGAGUUCCCUAAUUUUGACUGGGACGAGUCUGAGAAGGAGGAAAUGGAAAGAGAAGAGGAGGAAGAAGGUGAAAAUGUGGAAGAACUGAUCGAAAUAGCGUUACAAAACAUUGAAAAAAAUCAAGGGGUCGAAGUUGGUUUGAUCGAAGAAUUACUUGGUACAGAAGAAAACGCAGAACAAAACGAAAAUAUUGAAACUGUACAAGAGGUGGUAGAGAAAUUUGAUUUAGCGAAAUUUGAAGUGGAGCAGCACAGAGCUAUUACAUAG